Blastocystis hominis is the source of this 1857-nucleotide messenger RNA. RefSeq lists its product as hypothetical. The coding region runs from base 1 to 1857 and encodes 618 amino acids. Lineage: Eukaryota; Bigyra; Opalinata; Blastocystidae. Gene Ontology annotation, biological process: intracellular transport. The transcript has a single exon. The record is from RefSeq and is a predicted model, not a curated record.
AUGGAGCUGAAGAACAGCGAUGAGAAGCCUUCUGCUGCUCCAGCGUUCUCAUUUGGAGUAAAGAAGGACGAUGAAAAGCCUUCUACAACUCCUUCAUUCUCAUUUGGAGUAAAGAAGGACGACGAAAAGCCUUCUACAACCCCAGCGUUCUCAUUUGGAGUAAAGAAGGACGAUGAGAAGCCUUCUACAACCCCAGCGUUCUCAUUUGGAGUAAAGAAGGACGACGAAAAGCCUUCUACAACCCCAGCGUUCUCAUUUGGAGUAAAGAAGGACGAUGAGAAGCCUUCUACAACUCCUUCAUUCUCAUUUGGAGUAAAGAAGGACGAUGAAAAGCCUUCUACAACCCCAGCGUUCUCAUUUGGAGUAAAGAAGGACGAUGAGAAGCCUUCUGCUGCUCCAACAUUCUCAUUUGGAGUAAAGAAGGACGAUGAAAAGCCUUCUACAACCCCAGCGUUCUCAUUUGGAGUAAAGAAGGACGAUGAGAAGCCUUCUGCUGCUCCAACAUUCUCAUUUGGAGUAAAGAAGGACGAUGAGAAGCCUUCUACAACUCCUUCAUUCUCAUUCGGAGUAAAGAAGGACGAUGAAAAGCCUUCUGCUGCUCCAGCGUUCUCAUUCGGAGUAAAGAAGGACGAUGAGAAGCCUUCUGCUGCUCCAGCGUUCUCAUUUGGAGUAAAGAAGGACGAUGAGAAGCCUUCUACAACCCCAGCGUUCUCAUUCGGAGCGAAGAAGGACGAUGAAAAGCCUUCAACCACUCCUUCAUUCUCAUUUGGAGUAAAGAAGGACGAUGAGAAGCCUUCUACAACCCCAGCGUUCUCAUUUGGAGUAAAGAAGGACGAUGAAAAGCCUUCUACAACCCCAGCGUUCUCAUUCGGAGCGAAGAAGGACGAUGAAAAGCCUUCAACCACUCCUUCAUUCUCAUUUGGAGUAAAGAAGGAUGAUGAGAAGCCUUCUACAACCCCAGCGUUCUCAUUCGGAGUAAAGAAGGAUGACGAGAAGCCUUCUACAACCCCAGCGUUCUCAUUUGGAGUAAAGAAGGACGACGAGAAGCCUUCUACAACCCCAGCGUUCUCAUUUGGGGUGAAAAAGGAUGACGAGAAGCCUUCUACAACUCCUUCAUUCUCAUUUGGAGUAAAGAAGGACGACGAAAAGCCUUCUGCUGCUCCAACAUUCUCAUUUGGAGUAAAGAAGGACGAUGAGAAGCCUUCUACAACCCCAGCGUUCUCAUUUGGAGUAAAGAAGGACGAUGAAAAGCCUUCUACAACUCCUUCAUUCUCAUUUGGAGUAAAGAAGGACGAUGAGAAGCCUUCUACAACCCCAGCGUUCUCAUUUGGAGUAAAGAAGGACGACGAGAAGCCUUCUACAACCCCAGCGUUCUCAUUUGGGGUGAAAAAGGAUGACGAGAAGCCUUCUACAACUCCUUCGUUCUCAUUCGGAGCGAAGAAGGAUGAUGAAAAGCCUUCUGCUGCUCCAGCGUUCUCAUUUGGAGUAAAGAAGGAUGACGAAAAGCCUUCUGCUGCUCCAACAUUCUCAUUUGGAGUAAAGAAGGACGAUGAAAAGCCUUCUGCUGCUCCAGCAUUUACGUUUACCUUUGGAGCGAAGAAGGACGACGAAAGCUCUGCCUCCUCGGCUCCCAAAUUCACGUUCCCUUCCAUCCCGAUUCAAAUCCCAACGGUGAACUCCACUCCUGCUCAAGAGUCCUCCACCGCUCCCUCCAAUCAAGACGACGACGAGACCCUCGGCCAAGAAGGCGUCAACGUGCUGUUCAAAGUGCGAGCGAAGCUGCUGAAGCUGGACAACGAAUCCAAGAAGUGGAACAACGAAGGCGUUGGAUUCUUCCGCAUUGAGGAGUUCCAGUGA